Messenger RNA from Centruroides sculpturatus (bark scorpion), 2833 nucleotides. Its product is annotated as diacylglycerol kinase 1-like. Lineage: Eukaryota; Metazoa; Arthropoda; Arachnida; Scorpiones; Buthidae. The record is from RefSeq and is a predicted model, not a curated record. Gene Ontology annotation, cellular component: plasma membrane. Gene Ontology annotation, biological process: diacylglycerol metabolic process; intracellular signal transduction; lipid phosphorylation. Gene Ontology annotation, molecular function: ATP-dependent diacylglycerol kinase activity; calcium ion binding. Bases 1187 to 2791 code for a protein of 534 amino acids. The transcript is spliced from 16 exons.
CUAAUAAAUUAUCUUAACAGUUAUCCUUUCUGAAACAGAACAAAUGAUAUUUAUGUUGCCAACGAAUACAAUCUUUCUGUUGUAAAAACGAUACCGAGUAGACGAACCUUUAUUGGGUCAUGGCCAAGGUCAUAACAUUAGCCGCAUCUGUCAUACGGCAUUUUAAAAUGUAUUCAUUUAGAAAAUAUUAGUUUUGUUCAAUAAUUCCCGGUCUUUAUAAGUUUAUUAUUUGUUUUAGCAAUCAUUAAUCAUCGCUGGAUGUUAUCUUUUAUAGCUUUAUUGCUUGUUUUAAGCAACAAUAACGUUUAAAUAAACAAUUCAUGUCGAUUUUAAUGUUCGAAACGAAAAUGAUAAAUACAUAAUUAAUGUCGCUUCGAUAUUUAUGAAUAGCGUCCCUGAAACUGAUAUUAAAUUUCCAUAAGGUAACAUGGUGCAUGCGUAAUUUUCCAGAGCAAUAUCGUAUAGUAUAUUACGCGGAAUAUAAAGCAGUAAACCAUUUUUAGAAAGUAAUAACAUUCUAACCUCUUGUCAAUCGAUUAUUUUUAAUCAAUAAAGUCCAUAGUUGUUUUAAAUCUGAUGUUUUGUCGUUGAUAUUCAGCAUUCUAACCUUUGGCAUUUCUGUAUUUUGUUGUUUUCUGCACGGUGUUAUUAUCGAACUGUACGCCUGUAAGAGAAGAGAUCGUAGUGAUGCAUUUUGUUUUCUUACGUUCGUCCCACCUAAAAAUAAUUUGGGUCAUUUUUCUAUAAAAUUGCUUCAAUUAGCCAUUUAUCGGAGCUCCUCCUUUCGAAAGUGUCCGAUUCGUCCCUUCGCUACUACAUUCUUUCUCUUGACUGCUUCCAGUAGAGACGGAUUGAGUCAGGAGGCUGCGCGCGCAUGUGACUGUGCAUGCUCCCCCUUCUCUCCGACCUCAGUUGAUAGCAAAGACUGCCGGCAUCUCUUCUUCCAGGAUCAUAUCUCCUCGCAUCUGGGAUAUAUUUUCUUUCCUUGUUAUUUUCGUCCGAUUUUUUGAUGAUAGCUCUACUUAUCUGGCAGGAAUAUUAGCAUCUAGAACUUUCCUUAACCGGAAUUUAAAUUCAAUAGAUGAGAGUGCACGUUCGGUCCGGAUGCCACCGUUUGGAGGCAAUUUUUCGGUGACCUCUUUUCGGAACGAAGACCAAUGUGUGACCCUUGAUCUUGACUUUCGUCAUGACCCUUAAAUGGGAAAAACUUUCUCCAGCAGAAUUUGAGCAACUUCAAGAUUACAUUCAAUACUCUUCAAAGAAAUUGAGUGAUGUUUUAAACGAAUUCAAAGAACAUGGAGUUCUAUCUAAAUAUAAUCCAGAAGGGGAUAUCGAUUACGAGGGAUUUCAGGUAUUUAUGGAUACUUAUCUGGAGAUGGAGACACCCAGAGAGCUUGUGAAACGUCUUUUCCUGUCAUUUGUCAAGAAACCAGUGCAACAGACGACAGUAGUUGAUGGUCGAAUGUUAAAAAUAGCAGCUGUAACAUCAACGACUGCGUGUGCUCCACUUACUCCUCACACAGGAUCAAUGCCCGAUCUAGCUAAAGAAAUACAUUUAGAGACAAAAGAAGAUAAACAUUAUAGUUUAGCAGAAAAGUUACACGGUUUGACGGAAAAAUUCCAGAAUUUAGGUCAUCACAGAAGCGAUAGUGAUAGCACCUCUAGAGGGAGAGCUGGAAGUGCUACUAUUCAUCCGAUUGUCACCGUUACUCAUAAUUAUGGAGAUAAAUCUUUGGAUUCCUCUCCAAAUAACAGUCAAGUAUCUCGAAAUUCAUCAAGAAAAUCGAAUAGUUCUACUCUAAUACACAGUGUUGAUUUGAAGCCUCCAAGGAAGGCCAGCAGCCACAUCGAUGUUCUCUCCCUUCGCGUUCCUCUCAAGGAUAUCGUCUGCUACUUAUCAUUGCUGGAAGGAGGGAGGCCCGAGGAUAAGUUGGAAUUUAUGUUUCGUCUAUAUGAUACCGAUGGAAAUGGCUACCUCGACAGUAACGAGAUGGAUUGCAUUGUUAAUCAAAUGAUGAGUGUGGCUGAAUAUCUUGGGUGGGACGUCACCGAGUUAAAACCAAUCUUACAAGAUAUGAUGGUCGAGAUAGACUACGAUGCUGACGGAACAGUUUCUAUGGAUGAAUGGAAAAGAGGAGGAUUAACGACUAUACCUCUUCUUGUUCUCCUGGGAUUAGAUGCUAAUGUGAAAGACGACGGUAACCAUGUUUGGAGAUUGAAGCAUUUCAAUAGGCCUGCUUACUGUAAUUUAUGUCUCAAUAUGUUAGUCGGCUUAGGAAAAAAAGGACUUUGUUGUGUUUUUUGCAAAUAUACGGUUCACGAAAGAUGUGUUCAAAGAGCACCCGCUUCUUGUAUAGCUACUUAUGUUAAGUCUAAGAAAACAUCACAAGCGAUGGCACAUCAUUGGACAGAAGGUAAUUGCACUGGUAAAUGUAGUAAAUGCAAGAAACCGAUUAAAUCUUACAACGGUAUAACCGGACUACAUUGUAGAUGGUGCCAAAUGACGCUUCACAAUCAUUGUGCCUCACAAGUCAAGCCCGAAUGUACUUUAGGAGAGCACAGAGACCACAUUCUUCCUCCUAUAUCAAUUUGCCCAACUGUUUUAGAACGUCAAAGAAGUGUAUCUGCAGGGCAGAAAAAGAAUUUAUCUCGAACUGAUUCUGUUGCUCCAAAUGAAGGAGGACAUAACGUGGUAUCACCGGUAUCAUUCCAAAUCACUCCUUUACCUGGAACACAUCCUCUCCUCGUGCUAAUCAAUCCGAAGAGUGGAGGAAGACAAGGGAUGAGGUAAAACCUUUUGUAGUUAAUUAAAUAUAUAAUGUUUUAAUAAUGU